Molecule: messenger RNA, 1421 nt
Organism: Ictalurus punctatus (channel catfish)
Lineage: Eukaryota; Metazoa; Chordata; Actinopteri; Siluriformes; Ictaluridae
Gene: tprg1
Product: tumor protein p63 regulated 1
Exons: 6
Coding region: 153-1037 (294 amino acids)
Cellular component (GO): cytoplasm
Source: RefSeq, a predicted model, not a curated record
CGCCCACUGCUUAAACAUCCAGGAAGAAGGAAGACGUAUUUUGUGCACCUGCUACUGUACAAACAUAUCCGGUGUAAUAUCGAUAACUUCUCGCUCAGUGGCCGUUGUGUUUUUAAGAUCAUCAGACUCUCCCUGGCUAAAUAAGCAGCACAAUGUCAGAAAGAGAAGAGGAGUCGUUUAAAUCUGUGGAGCUUAAGCAGAAUGCAGCUGAUUCGUCUAAUGUAGACCCUGAGGUCCUUCAGUCCAACCCCAGUGCCCCAUCCUCAACUGUCACUCAGAGCACUGAAACUGAGGAGAAGACAUCGCCACCAGCAUCCAUCAUCACCACCACCACCAGUACCACCACCAGCACCAAUGCAGAACAGAAGUGGGCCACAGCGGUGAACCAGUUCAAGCUCAGGAGAUUCUUUGUCCUUCGGCCUGGAACUCUGGACAACGCAAUUGAGGACAUCAAAUCACUGGUAGACCAGAAAGUGGAUGGUGCGGUCCAGAGUGUUUGGCUUCUGGUUGAGAUUGAUCACUGGAACAAUGAAAAAGAGCGAGUGGUGUUGAUCACGGAGAACUCCCUCCUCAUCUGCAAGUACGAUUUCAUCAUGCUAAACUGCGAGCAGAUCCAGAGAAUUCCUCUUAAUCUUGUUGACCGGAUCACCGAGGGUGCCUUUACUUUCCCCCCUCACUCCCUCCUCACGAGAGAAGGAGAUGGAAUGCGUGUGUUUUGGGACAAACUCCGAGAGCCCUCAUUAACAUCACGUUGGAACCCUUUUGCAAAUGACUACCCCUACACUACACUGACCUACCACCCAGUUCGAAAUGUUAAUGAGAAGCUGACCAAACUUUGUGAGCUUCAGAGUUUCAAGGAGCAGUUGACCGCUGCAGCUCAGAAAGCCCACAGUCUGAAUCCAGUCCCAGGGAAAGCCAACGGCGUUCUGCUUCUGAACCAGCCCAUCCUCAUCGAGGCCUACGUAGGCCUCAUGUCAACCCUUGGCAACCAGAACAAGCUGGGCUACUGCUUAGCAAGAGGCAACGUUGGUUUCUGAAUGGAAAUUCUGGUUUGAUCAGCUACCAGUUGUAUUGAAGUGACCGACAGGUAGUGGUUGUAUGUUCGGAAAAUAUAGUUCUUAAAAGUUUUUAAUAAUUCAUGUUAAUUCUGUUUGUUGGCAUAUUGUUCCUUUUUCAAGCUAAGCAUCUCCAAAAAUGUUGAGGUAUCAAAGCAAUGUGAUCACUGGUACCUUAAAACUGUGCUCAUUAUCCACUUUGCUGUAUACUAAGGCUGUGUAGCAUACUCAGUUACAAUGUUGUUCUUAACCAUUACAUUUUAAGUUUCCAUGAAAAUGAGUCUGAAAAAGAAUGUCAUCCUCACUCCUUCUACUCUUCUCUUCUAAGAACUGGAGAUUUACCAUCAAUAAAAUGAUACAAUAUGA